UGAACGUAGAGCCGUUCGUCAGACGUGCGAGUGAUUAAGAGGCCCACGUUGAAUUAACGCUAUACUGUAGACGAUGAAAGUAGGAAUAGCGCUGAAAAAACUCCACGUCUAGUCAGUAUUGUUAAGUGCUCGGCACGAUGAUUAUAGAUAAUGUGGACGCUCUGAAAUCGUGGUUGGCAAAACUCCUCGAGCCGAUAUGUGAUGCUGACCCUUCUGCAUUGGCAAACUACGUGGUGGCUUUAGUCAAGAAGGAUAAACCAGAGAAAGAACUCCGAGCCCUCUGUGCUGACCAGUUGGACGUCUUCUUGCAGAAAGAAACCACAGUCUUUGUGGAUAAACUCUUUGAAUGUCUAACCACCAAAAACUACUUGGGAAAUCCACCUGCUAAAGAAGUUCCUAAAGAGGAGACGAAGGCUCCAGCACAAAAACCUGAGGAGAAGGAAGAGGCUGGUCAUGUUGAGGAAAGCCGAAGAAGGAGAAGUCCUCUGAGGACUCGUUCGGACUUCAAUGAGUCAAGGAGUCGGGACGAGCGGAGGCGAGACGACCGCAAACGGCGAGAGCCUGAGCGCCACGGGAAGGGUAGCGAGUCAUACCGGGAGCGGCACGAGCGCAGGGGUGUGAGCUCUAGGGGACGCAGCUACAGCCGCAGCAGGAGCCGAAGCAGGAGCCGCAGUCGCAGCAGCAGCCGAGGCAGGAGCGGAGACAGGGAGCACGGGCAGAGACGAGAACAUAGGUCCAAAUUCGAGCAAGAGAGAAAGGACCUGGAGCAGUACACUCCCUCUCCAGUCCCCUUGAGUAACCCUCACCACCAGCAGAAGCAGCACCCUGCCCCCCUGCUCCCUCUGCCCAACCCCCAGCCACAGUUCCCCCCUUCGGGGAGCCCUGGGCUCCCCAGCGCGGUAACGGCAGUGGCUCCAGCUCACCUGCCUGACAGCACCACAGAAAGCUGGUCCACUUACUACUCCAACCACAGCGAGGGGAAAAGCGGCUUGCUCAAACACCGCUGUAGGGACUACGACGAGAAAGGAUUCUGUGUGCGUGGUGACCUCUGUCCCUUCGACCAUGGCAACGACCCUCUGAUUGUGGAUGACGUUGCCCUGCCCACCAUGAUUCCUUUCCCACCUCCUGGCAUGCCACCCACACGCAUGCCUCUUCCCCCCAUGACGGAGCCACCUCCUGGCAUGCCCAUGCCCAUGCCCAUACCGCCACAUGGCCAGCCUCCACCACCGGGCAUCUACCCAAUGCCAGGACCUCCUCUAAUCCCAGCCAGUGGAAUAGAUACUCCACCCCAUGCAAGGACAAGCACCUCCUCUCCUCUGGCCCCGCCUGGAGUGGGACCACCACCUCCUCCUCCUCCUUCCUCUGCUUCUUCCGCAUCUCUCCAUCCUCAGUACACUCUGUCUGAAUAUAGCUAUGAUCCUGAGGCAUAUAACCCAGAGUCUCCAGGCCUCACCGGGCCAAGCAGAAUCCAGUACCGUCAGUUCAUUCCUCGAAUCCAGACCCAGAGAUCCAACCUCAUCGGUCUCACCUCAGGGGAUGGACAGUCUUCCCGAGCCGCAAAUAUUGUAAUUCAGACGGAACCGUCGAUAACGAAUGUGUCAAGCAAUGAGGCAAGAUACAGCAUGGAGCCCGAGAACAGGAAGAGAACCUUAGGCUCUGUUGACGGUCCUCAGGCCAAAAAGCCCUGGAUGGACAAGCAAAAUUUCAAUAGCCAGCACAAGCCAGCCUUCCCGAAGAAGAACCACUAUGUUAACACCAAACUUGAAGUUCGCAAAAUCCCUCGAGAGCUCAACAACAUUACCAAACUGAAUGAGCAUUUCAGCAAGUUUGGGACAAUAGUGAAUAUCCAGGUGGCAUUUGGAGGAGAUCCAGAGGCGGCUCUGAUCCAGUACACAGUCAACGAGGAGGCACGCAGAGCCAUCUCCAGCACUGAGGCUGUGCUCAAUAAUCGCUUCAUUAGAGUGUACUGGCACAGAGAGGUCACGGUACCGGCCCAGGAGCAGGGUCCUAGCCAGAGCACCAGCCUUGGACCACAGCACAGCACAGCCCACAAGGUCAUUAAUAAGCAGCACACACCAGGGGCUUAUGUGUUGAAUAAAACCUUCACCAAGCACCCAGCCUCCUCUGGAACAGGUCCUCCAGGCAGUCUCGACACGCUCAAUCCCAAUGCAGAGUCUUCAUCGGCGGUUGCACCGGCCUCAAACCUGCAAAAAGGACCUUAUUCACGAACAGUCGUAAAGCCUCCUCCGAAGACACUGGGGAAGACUGCGAAAGCUCUUGAAGCUCAGGAGGUUUUGAAAAAGAAGCAAGAAGCUUUGAAGCUGCAGCAAGACAUGAGGAAAAAGAAACAAGAGAUGCUUGAAAAACAGAUAGAGUGUCAGAAGGUGUUAAUAGCCCGACUUGAGAAAAACAGAGGGAUGAAGCCAGAAGAGAGGGCCAACAUAAUGAAGACCCUGAAAGAACUCACUGAGAAGAUCUCUCAGCUGAAGAAUGAGAUCAGUCCAGCUUCCCAGUCCAUGGCUAACACCAUGCAGGCCCAGACCAAAACAGAUCUGACAGCAGGAGAGGACACUACAGACCUGAAGAGGAGACUGGGUCAGCUGCAGGUAGAGGCCAAGCGGUUAGGGCUCUUACCUGCCGGCCGUGGCAAACCCGCUCUAGCACCAAACCGGGGCCGAGGCAGGGGCCGAGGGCGGAGCGUUAGGGGUCGAGGAGCAGGCAACCUCAUGGUGGUGGACCACAGACCAAGGGCUCUCGCCAUCCUGGGUGUCACACAGGAGGAGAAGGAAGAGCUAAUGCCACACUUUGUGAAAUUUGGAGAGAUUGAAGAGCUUCGUGACCAAGACGCCAACAGCGUUGUGAUGACGUUCAAGACCCGGGGUGAAGCAGAGAAUGCUGCAAAUCAAGGGGCAAAGUUUAAAGGUCGAAUCCUACAGAUAUCAUGGUACAAACCCAAAACCCCGUCCAUCUCCACUGAACCAGAAGAAGAGGAGUCAAAAGAGGAAGUCAGUACGGAGCCAGUUAGCCCUUUCUUGCUGCCAGAGGAGGAAGAGGACGAUGAUGACGAUGAGGAUGACGAAUAUGAGAGCCGCUCUUGGAGACGAUGAAAAAGAAGUCCAACAUAACGUUUUUGUUUCCUUGUGAAAAGGACAGUCUUUUUUUAAGAAACUAAUUUAAGUCAGUUUGAUAGACAUAAAAUCACUUUGUUUUCUAAACUAGUUUCCAGUAUUUUUAGAAGUAGAGAACAGGAAAGAGAUUACUGUGUGCACGACACACUCUUUGUGAAGGUCAGUCUUGACGAAUGCGAGGUAUCUGAAGGGACUUGCUUUGUUUUACCGCUGUGAAACCUCUGCAUAAUAUAUGAAACUCUCACUUUUGCUGAGACUGAACUCAAAUUAACAUGUAUUGUGUUUCACUGUGAUUGACCAGAUAUCAGUAACUCACGUUUGUGACUACUGUGAAUAUUUUUAGAAUCUGCCCCUUAAAACAAAUUGUCCCCACCACUGGACGUAAGAUCUUAAGUCCGUUCAGACAAAACUCAUUCAUAGAUGACAUUGUACAAGGCGUGUUCUUUUAUGAGAAGAAAUGCCUUUUGACAUCAAGCUCUUAAUGCAUUUUGUAAGGUUUUCCUUUAACCUUCAGAAGUCCAGAAGCUAGUAUACCCCAAUUCUUUGAUUAUUCAGUCUCUCUUCUCUCUACAUUUGUUGCGCCACCUUGUGUAAAUAUGGACCCAGUGAUGUAUGUCAAACUGUACAUGUUUAUGUCUCGCUCUGUAUUCCGUCAUCCGAAACCAAAGCGAGCUUUGGAUGAGUAUAAAAGAUGGUAUGCUAUAAUCAUUAGUCCAGAAAAUGUCAACAGGGGUGUUUUUGAAUGUGUACAUUUGGUUUAUACAUCAUUUUUGCCUUACUCUAUCAGCAGUCAGCUGACUUUUUACAAGAAUUCUGACUUUUUUUUUUCCCCCUCCUUCUUUUUGUAAAUUUUGUAAAUGGUUGCAAUAGUUCUGACUGUUCAGUUAAUUAUUUUUAGCCAUUAGAAUGAAUGUUAGAUUCAUGUUAAGAGAACUCAUUCACUUGUAAGUGUGCUUAAACGCUGCUUGUUUUCAGAGCAGAUUUGCAAAAGCACAUCAUGCCCGUGAACUCUUAUUUAUGGAAACUUAUCAUUCAAACCACUGCUUCAUGUUUUUUUGGAUCGACGUACAAACUUUUUUUUCUGUGGGUAAUUUUUUGUCUUUUUUUGAUGGAUUUAAAAUUUUUUUCCAAUCUAUUUUUUUUUCCAUUCUUUCAGCCCAUCUUUGUCGCUUUACCAAUUUCAAAAGCUUCGUUUUAAAGAAGUAGUAUACAAAUUCUUUAAGAACUUGUAUUGAGUUGCUCUGAGUGUUUUAAGAGCAGAGUGUGUAAGCCUGAUAAAUAUAUAUAUUUUAUUAUCGUCCCUACAUGCAUAAUUCAAAACAAUUAAGAUCUAAGUUUCCCUAGUGAAAGAGCAGUGUGAUCCUUUUAACAUUUUCCUGUGAGUACUAUUGAUUUACUUACAGCAGGUAUACUGUAUGCCUUCUGCCCAAAUACUACAUGCUUUUUGUUUUCUUUCCCUUCAGGCACUUCAUUAAUUUAAAGUGUUAGAGCCCGUACAGAGACCGUUUGUUUAGCUCAGAAAGUAAAAAUAUUGCUGUGGUGUAGAACAUCUGGGUAGCAGUCGUAACUUCUUAACUUUUCUGUUUGAACGAGUCUUGAAGACUCAGGAGUGUCAAAAAAUUUCAGUAUGGAAAGGAUCUUCAAUUUUGUUUGUAAAACUCUUGUCUAUGCUACUUCUACCAUGGUAGUAUAAUACAUUUAGCGUAAAAUGGAUUUUGACUAUUACUGUUUAUAUAUUUGAGGCUCUAUGGAUGUAUUUUUCAGUUUUGUUUGUAAAAUGGAUUUCUAACACUUGCCACUCGCAUGUUUGCUUAUCAAUAAAGGCAAAGGAAUGGGGAUAGUCAAAGGAACCAUAAAAAAAAAACACAUGAAAAAUUCAAUUGGCUACAAAAAAAAAGCAACAAGAGGAAAAAGAGAAAAAGAAAAACAAAUUUGAAAAAAAGUUGAUGGUCCAUUCCAAGAAUUACCUUCUGAAAA
Molecule: messenger RNA, 5105 nt
Organism: Pygocentrus nattereri (red-bellied piranha)
Lineage: Eukaryota; Metazoa; Chordata; Actinopteri; Characiformes; Serrasalmidae
Gene: rbm27
Product: RNA binding motif protein 27
Exons: 21
Coding region: 138-3107 (989 amino acids)
Biological process (GO): mRNA processing
Cellular component (GO): nucleus
Molecular function (GO): RNA binding; metal ion binding
Source: RefSeq, a predicted model, not a curated record